Molecule: messenger RNA, 876 nt
Organism: Ascochyta rabiei
Lineage: Eukaryota; Fungi; Ascomycota; Dothideomycetes; Pleosporales; Didymellaceae
Exons: 2
Coding region: 1-876 (291 amino acids)
Source: RefSeq, a predicted model, not a curated record
AUGUCCAAGAUCCUCCACACCGCUGUCCUUCUCGCGGGCCUCGUUGCCCAGGUCUCCGGCCACACUGCUGUCGAGAGCGCCGAGAUCGGCGGCAAGACCUACCAGGGCUUCCGCGGUCUGUCCAUUGAUGAUGCUCUCGAGGGAAACUCGCCUGCCUGGAAGACCAACCAGGGCUGGGGCUACCAGCCUGUGAUGGGUAGCCAGAUCAACAAGCCCGACAUCAUCGCCCACAAGGACGCCACACCCUCUCCCAACACCGCCGAGGCCCCUGCCGGCUCCAAGGUCACGUUCCACUGGCACCACAAGGGCCAGUGCCAAGCCGGUAAUGAGGAGGGCUGGGACUGCUCCCACCACGGCUGGACUGCCACCUACCUCGCUGCUUGCAACGGCGACUGUUCCAAGGUCGACAAGACGCAGCUCGAGUUCUUCAAGAUCGACCAGGUCUCUCUGACCGGCUACCCUGCCGGCACCCGCUUCGCAAAGGGCGACCCGCGCGAGCAGACGGGCAAAUGGGGCACCGACGCCAUCUUCUACGACAACGGCAACGCCCACACGGUCACCAUCCCCGGCGAGAUCCCCUCGGGCAACUACGUGCUGCGCACCGAGGUGGCCUCGAUCCACAACAACGGCGGCGUCUCCGAGAGGCAGUUCUGGCCUCAGGCUUUCAAUGUCUUCGUCAGCGGAGGAGAUGACAGCAAGCCAGUUCCCAAAGGUGUCAAGGGAACUGAGAUUUACUCUCCCAAGGAUGAGCUGCUUACCUGGGACCUGUACUGGCACGACGCCGGCAAGACGAUUGACGAUGCCCCCGGCCCUGCGCUCGCCUCUGUCGCUGUCGCUAGCAACACUCGCCGUCACGCAAGGGACUUCACCAACUAA